Tetrahymena thermophila SB210 is the source of this 1353-nucleotide messenger RNA. RefSeq lists its product as hypothetical. NCBI's taxonomy places the organism in Eukaryota, Ciliophora, Oligohymenophorea, Hymenostomatida, Tetrahymenidae. The record is from RefSeq and is a predicted model, not a curated record. The transcript has a single exon.
AUGUAUUUAAAUCCAAAUAACAAAUCCCUUCAAAUCAAACUGGAUGGAACUUCCAUUAAUAUGAUCUAAGACGGAAAUAUAUUUGCUUUAGAAUAAGUUUAAAGCUGUCUUCCCACCUAUGAAAAUCUAGAGCAAAUAGAAAUUUUAUACUUCAACAUUAACUUAUCCUUUACAAAUGAACUUAGUUAAUUAAUGCUUAUUAGUCCACAGAUCAUCAAGCUACUUAAAAGCUUCAAAAAGAUACACCAAUUUUAUUUUAGGAUAGACUUUAAUCCAAAUUUACCAAUUCUAUAAAAUGUAGAUUUUAUUUUGAACCAAAUUCAAAACCUUCCAAUCAAAGUAUUCUCAUUUCAGCAUAGUUGCGAUUAUCUUACAAAAAUUGAGUAUUUUACUAAGCACCUAGCUUUGAAUUCAAGAUUCUAGCUUGAAAAUAUUUAACUAUCAUUGAAAAUACUAAGUGCAACAAAAGGUUAAGAAAAUUAUUUUAUAAAGUUAAUGCAAAAUAUUUAAGUUUUAGUUUAAAAAAACUAAAACCAUUUGAAAAGUUUCAAUUUAACGCUAGCUUUUGUUCAAUAUGAAGAAGUAUAUGAAAUGGACUACUCUCUACUUAGCACAAUUGUAGAGUGCCCUAAAUUAACUUCCUUCACUUUUCAGACUAAUGUGCAACCUAACUAAUAUUUGCCUCUACCCUAGUGCUUAUUAAAUUAAUAACUUCUACAUCUACAAAACUUAAACGAGCUUAACUUAGAAUUUCAAAAUUAUGAAUCAUCUAGACUUGAUUUCUCCUAAUAAUUAUAUUUAAUAUGUUAUAAAAGAAUAAACUCUUUGCGACUAAUCAAUUCUAUUGAAUCUCUAAGUUCUUUAAAUAUUUCAGAAAUCAAUCCAUAUAUUAAAACUUUUUCUUUUAGUAUAACCAGUGUUUCACACUAAUUUAAUGCUGAUGAUUUUAAUUCUCUAAAACUAAUAGCUACACUUAGAAAUCUUGUCCACCUUAGAAUAUUCAUAUCCUAGCCUUCAAAUAUUUCAAACAGAGAAUAUAACUGCUUAGCUGUUGCCUAAGAGAUGUUGUAAAUGUUAAGUAACAUUGUAAAUUUUGAAAUAAAAAUAAAAGGCUUUUUAGAUUCUUAAAACUUUAUGAGAUUCUUUAGCAUUAUAAGAGAAAAAUAGUUUUUAAUUAGACUUAAAUAAAUGUGCACCUCUCCAUCGUUACAAAAUUUAAUGUUUUAAAGAAGAUAGUUAAUCUAAAUUAUUAACUUAAUCAAUAAAAAAGAUUAUCUUUAUAAUUUAAAAACACUUUUUAGGAGAGAUGUAAUUAUUGACAUGCUGAGAUUUAAGGCAGACAUUUAAAAUUGA